UCUUUUUCCCUUUCGGCAUUCAAGUUUCAAACUUGAAGAAAAUUCAAAAUUGUUUCCCAAACAACUAUAACUCUGCAGACUCCAACAGGGGUUUGAUUCUACAGAUACCAUUCUCUCUUCCUCUUCCUCUAACAAGUCAUGGUGUCCAAAAAAACCAUGUUAGCUAAUCUUUUACUGGCGUUUGUAUCUGUAAAUACAGUUCUUGAUUAUGGGGAGAGCUCAUAUUCCGGUAUAAGUGACUAUCAUGCUAACAUAAGGCGGAUGGCUUCGGUCAAGGCAUCGUUUAUUUCCCGCAAUGGAGUCCCUCCCAUCUCUCACAGUUUUUCUACAACUCCGGUUUUGACAGGGUCACGGGUUUAUCACGCAACCGACUACGGUGCUGACCCUAGUGGAAAAUUGGACAGUACUGAUGCCCUUGAGCAAGCUAUUUCCGAUGCUUUUCGAUCUCAAGUUGAAGGCCACUUGAUACAGGGAGUAGCUGACCUUGGAGGGGCACAGCUUCAUCUUGAUGGAGGAACGUUCAAGAUCAGCCGUCCACUUCGCCUACCGAAGAUUAGGGGCGGUAACUUUAUGAUACUGUGCGGAUCACUCACUGCAUCACCUGAUUUUCCAACUGAUCGACACUUGAUAGAGCUUUUGCCAUCAUCAAGUUCAUUUUCAUACGAAGAUGUUACACUUAAGGACCUUAUGAUAGACUCCAAUUUCAGGGGUGGUGGCAUUGCCAUAGUUAAUUCUCUAAGAACCAUCAUAGACAAUUGCUACAUCUCACACUUUGUAACCAAUGGCAUUUUAAUACAAGGCGGCCAUGAGACUUAUGUAAGAAAUACAUUCAUCGGUCAACACAUCAAUGCCGGAGGUGAUCGUCGUGAAAAGGACUUUUCUGGCAUCGGAAUCAACAUCAAAGGCAAUGACAACGCAGUCACGGAUGUGGUCAUCUUCUCAGCAUCAAUUGGAAUAUUGAUUCAAGGACAGGCCAAUAUGCUCACCGGGAUACAUUGUUAUAACAAGGCCACUGGAUGGGGUGGCACCGGAAUAUAUAUCCAGGCUCCAGGAUUUACUCAAACCCGAAUCGCCAAUUCCUACUUUGAUUUCACAGGAAUUGUAGCAGAGGACCCCGUGCAACUCCAUAUAACCGGUUCAUUUUUCUUAGGCAAUGCCUUCGUAUUGCUCAAAUCCUUAAAGGGGGUCGCAUUUGGCAUAAACAUUGUUGACAAUAUGUUUUCGGGUGAUUAUACCGGGGUCCCAACAGUUCAACUGGAUCAAUCAAAUAGUCCGUUCACUAAAAUUGAGCAGGUUGUCGUUGAUAGAAAUAAUGCCAGAGGAAUGGUGCUUAAGUCAACGGUUGCCAGGGGGUCCAUCUGGAGGAAUGGGACAACGUGGACCGUUGAUUUCUCGCGGGCACUAUUGUUUCCUAACCUGAUCAAGCAUGUGCAGUACACACUGCACGCUGGUGCAUCAUUUCCUAGACAUAUCCUGAGGAAUGCAUCAGGAAAUCGAGUCACGGUGGAGACGGAGCUGCCCACAUCAGCAACGUUGCAUGUGGCGGUGGAUCAAAGCACAGUUGGAUACACAUGAUGAUUUCUUGGUGUUCAUCUUAAUUUCUUGAUAAAAUACAGCAGCUUUUUGUUUUUUUUUUUAAUUUCUUUCUUCAUAUUCUUUUUGGAAUUUGUGUUUCCAAAAUGCUGGCUGCGAAAAUUCAAAGCUGGGGAGUCCAAAAUGGCAUAGAAUUCUCAAACAUGUGGCCUAAAAAGAGUCACCUUUUUUCAGUUUUCAUACGUUUAGUUGUCAAUCCCACCCAACUUUGGCUAAUCAGAAAGAAAAAUACAGAGGCUUCUUUGACUCU
Molecule: messenger RNA, 1843 nt
Organism: Theobroma cacao (cacao)
Lineage: Eukaryota; Viridiplantae; Streptophyta; Magnoliopsida; Malvales; Malvaceae
Product: polygalacturonase QRT3-like
Molecular function (GO): polygalacturonase activity
Source: RefSeq, a predicted model, not a curated record